Messenger RNA from Scheffersomyces coipomensis, 549 nucleotides. RefSeq lists its product as uncharacterized. The record is from RefSeq and is a predicted model, not a curated record. The transcript has a single exon. Lineage: Eukaryota; Fungi; Ascomycota; Pichiomycetes; Serinales; Debaryomycetaceae. The coding region runs from base 1 to 549 and encodes 182 amino acids.
AUGACAGAAGAAUUAGUAAAUCAUGACUUGGAUGAAGUUGUCACAGAAGCUUUUAUCCGAAACAUAAGCAUGGUUAAUUUCGAUCCCUUACCUGAUAAAUUAAAUGGAAUUUCAAAUUUAGUGCUACUUGUAGAUACAACUUUGAAUGAUGACUUUGACAAUAUUAUGAUUCCUGAUAUUCCUACUAUUGGACAAAUUUUAUAUCAUAAUGAUAAUGAAAUUAUGAACUAUGAAGAUUCUCUGCAGUUCUUCUUCGAUAAUGCUCAUAAGUUUAAGAACCCUUUGCAGCCUUUAACAAUUACUCUACAAUUCAAGCUUGGAAUCCAUGAUGAUGGAAGUUCAAUGAUUGAUUUAUUAUCGAAGGCUAAUUAUAUCAAACGAAUGGGAUAUUUCAACUUCAAAUUGUAUAUCUUUCAAAUUGUCACUGGUCAAGAGCCUGAAAAUUUUAAGAUUCCUCCCUUAGAACUCUUUGAGGAUUUGAAUUGCAUUGAAUUUAAAUUUGACACCUCCCAGAUAUUUGUAAUUGAACCAAGAAGUUCAACCGUUUGA